This is a messenger RNA of Lolium perenne, 3730 nucleotides long. RefSeq names its product histone-lysine N-methyltransferase, H3 lysine-9 specific SUVH3. NCBI's taxonomy places the organism in Eukaryota, Viridiplantae, Streptophyta, Magnoliopsida, Poales, Poaceae. Gene Ontology annotation, cellular component: nucleus. Gene Ontology annotation, molecular function: zinc ion binding; histone methyltransferase activity; double-stranded DNA binding. The record is from RefSeq and is a predicted model, not a curated record.
GAGAGGAGCUUCUGGUCCUCCCCCUUCCUCUUCACUGAAUCACUGCACGCAAAUCCCCUUCCCUUCCCUCCCGAACAUGGAAUGGGAGAAGUGGGCGAAGAAGCUUCCACUUUCUAGCGAGAAGGCGAGGGGAAUGGGAGACCAGGGGCGGAGCUGCGGAUUCUGCGCCUCUCAGCGAUCAACAGCGGCCGCAGUCUGCUGGCAGAAAUAUUUUCACCAUAAUUUACCGAUGUAGGAGUAGAAGAGAAAGGCCAUGGAAAACGAGAUCUUGGCGGAUGUUUCCAGGGACAAAGCGACACCAGGAGCACCGGGAGCAGCUUCAGCCACAGCAAAGCCUCUUGCAUGUCCAACUGUGUGAAACGCUUCAGGGCGAUGUAGAUGUUCACCGUCCAUUGGUUCAUUAGCACUUUAGCAGUACCAGUAGUUAGCUUGCCAUGUUUGGUCCUCUGGUUCCAAAUGUAGCAUCUACUUGACUACUUGAGUUGAUGAUGCAAACCAAAACCAAGGUGUGAGGGUUACCUGUCUCCUUCCAACAUCAGUCUGUUGCUACAUGAGUUGAUGAUGCAACCCAAGAGGCGAACCUGUAUAUUACUACAACACUCGUUGAUUUUGUCAUUUUGUUUGCUGAAAUGGUCUGACUAGAUAAUGGCAGAGGAUGAUUAAAAUGGUACCGUGGUUUAAGUUGUUUACCCUCGGAAGAAGGCAAAACAAGCUUUUGGUGGAGCGAAAUGACUUUCACCUGCUGUGGUAAUGAUGCCUUGGGAAUCGAAGAGUAAUAACUUGCCACCGACUAGAGUAGUACAGCUGCCAUGCGACAUGUAGUUGCAUCAAGUCUUUUCCAGUUGAUUCCAGUGGCAUAGUCGCGCCAAGUCUUUUUCCAGUUGAUCCAGUGGCACGAAUCUCCAGGCUGAUCCAACGGUGGGCAGUGUAAGUCAAAGCACAGUCUGUGAGGUGAGCCUGCCGGAGCUUAAUUGUGACAUGACCGCCUGGCAGUAUACGUGUAGCCUUCAGAGCUCAGCUCAGACGACUUCACCGAGGGGAGCCUCCAACAGUACAAGCGAGUGCCUUUUGCCCCCACUUGUGACCUCCAAGGCAGCGCUUCACCGGAAAGAGAGCGAGAGAGCGGUUCACUUCGACGACGUCCUCUCCUCAUGGAGUUCAUUGUCGGGAGCUCGAAAGAUGAUGCAGAAGCUGACGAGCAGCCUCUGGACCUGAAGCCAUUAAAAUCACUGUCGCCGAUGUUCCCUACACCUCCAGGGUAUGAUGUAUCAAGUGUAUCAGCCGAUCCACCAGUAGUCUACAUCACACCUAUAUUCAGGUCCUGCUCCUCAUCAGAACAUCCUAGGCCAGAUCCUGCAUCAUCUGCUCAGGAAUCACCGAUAUCCACAAAUCCUCCAAACGUCACACCAAUCUCAUCGAAAUUUCCUACGCCGCAACCAGUGUCCACAAUUCCUCUGAACGUCACACCAAUCUCAGCGAAAUUCCCCACGCCGCGACAUAAACCGGCGUCCACAAUUCCUCUGAAGGUCACACCAAUCUCGGUGAAAUUCCCCACGCAGCGACAUGAAGACGAAUCAUCAGAUGAAGGAUCGGAUGAAGAUUACAAUCCCUGUUACAACAAGAGAAAACCACCUUCACUGAAGAGGGCAACCAAGAAGGCUCGGCGAGCUGCAGACUCCAAUGCAACUGACAUCGAGCAAAGACCAGUAAGGAGGAGCCUCAGCAAGGAGCUUGUCUGCUGGCGCUCCUCGUCAAAAAGCCCAAGGGAGUUAGUUGAAGCGACAAUGAACAUGUUUGAUUCGCUCCGGCGCUAUACGCUGCAGUUAGCUGACAAUGAGGAUAGUAGCAAGCGUGCCGACUUGAAGGCUAGUGUUCUCAUGAAUCAAAACAACCUGAGGAUCAAUGACAUGAAGAUAAUAGGGCCUGUCCCGGGUGUUGAAAUUGGAGAUAUUUUCUUCUACAGGAUGGAAAUGAACAUUUUGGGUUUGCAUGUGCCAAUAAUGGGUGGCGUCGAUUACCUGCCGGCUACACAAGUUGGGAAAGAUGCGAGUCUUGCCGUGAACAUUAUCUCAUCUGGUGGAUACGAGAAUGAUGAAAAUGACACGGAUAUUCUGGUGUACACAGGCCACGGCGGCAAUAGCCGGUACAAGAAGCAUGACCAGAAGCUUAUGAGAGGAAACCUUGCUCUCAAGAACAGUGCCAAGAAGAAGAAUCAAAUCAGGGUUGUGCGCGGUGUGGAUGAUCCAUUCAUUAACUCGGGCAAGGUUUAUAUAUAUGAUGGGAUUUACCGCAUCGAAGAUUCUUGGAUGGACACCGCGGCGAAUGGUUUCAGUGUUUUCAAGUACAAGCUUAGGAGGGAGCCAGGCCAACCUGAUGGAAUUUCAGUUUGGAAGAUGACAGAGAAGUGGAAAGCAAAUCCUGCCACAAGAGAAAAAGCCAUAACGUUGGAUUUAUCAUCGGAGGUUGAGAACCUACCUGUCUGCCUUGUCAAUGACGUCGGUGACGAAAAGAGACCGAGCCACUUUGAAUAUGUCACUGGAGUGAAGUAUUUGAGAUCUCUUAGUAGGAACAAGCCAGUGCAGAACUGCAAAUGCCCUAGCAUGUGCUUGCCAGGUGACACUAACUGUUCAUGUGUGCAACAGAAUGGUGGUGGUCUUCCUUACAGCUCAUCCGGGGUGCUUGCGAAGCAUGUUCCGAUGCUUUAUGAGUGCUCUUCUGAUUGUCAUUGUUCUCAAGAAUGUCGAAACAGGGUCGCGCAGAAAGGGGUUAAACUAAACUUGGAGGUUUUCUCGACUGGAGACCGUGGAUGGGGUCUCCGAUCAUGGGACCCAAUCCGUGCUGGUACAUUCAUUUGCGAGUAUGCUGGUGAAGUGAUUGAUGAAACCAACAUGAACACGAAUAUUGAGGAAGAUGACUACAUCUUUCGCCCGUCAUUUCCCAACGAUAAGGCUUUAAGAUAUAAUCUAGGUGCAGAAUUGUUUGAAGAAGCGAGUACUGAUGCCACAGCCGAGAACUUCAAGCAAUUCCCUAUCGUGAUAAAUGCAAAAGAGGCAGGGAACGUAGCUCGUUUUAUCAACCAUAGCUGCUCCCCGAAUCUCCUUUGGCAGGCUGUGCAGUAUGACCAUGGGGAUGAUAAUUAUCCACAUAUCAUGUUCUUCGCGAUGAAGCAUAUUCCUCCCAUGACUGAACUGACCUAUGAUUAUGGUGUAAGAGGGGCUCCUCCUGGCUUUAAGGGCAAAUUUCCCCAAGCUUGCAAGCUCAGGGCAUGCCUCUGCGGAUCUACAAAGUGCCGAGGUUCUUUCUGACAGAAAAUAUGCUGGCCUGACACGUAUGAACUGAUGUAGUAAACAAGGUUAUUACGCUGCUCUAUGGUAUAUCGUGGUGGUCUAGCGCUGAGCGGAGUGUUUUGGAAGGGAGCGGAGUAAACGGUCUCUGUAUUUUGGAUGCUGGUUGUCGCAAACGUUGCCAUUGUGUCUUUUGGCAUGCAAGUCAUGUGUAGUAAAUCUUGCAUAUGCAAGCAUGUCAUGUAUAAAUCAUGCACAAGUAAUCUUCUAUAAGAAACCAACCAUCUAGUAUCAUGUGUUCUUAGUCACUAGUACUCUUCUGUGAAUGCAACUUUGCUGCUUGAUACAGUGGAAGCCUGCCAUCUUUUGUGGUGAAAAAGAAGAGCAUGGCAGACUGUUGUUGAUUCUGUUAUGGUGUUCUUACUAGAAGAUGAAGCUUACACUUU